Hirundo rustica (Barn swallow) is the source of this 2877-nucleotide messenger RNA. RefSeq names its product patched domain-containing protein 3-like. The record is from RefSeq and is a predicted model, not a curated record. NCBI's taxonomy places the organism in Eukaryota, Metazoa, Chordata, Aves, Passeriformes, Hirundinidae. Gene Ontology annotation, cellular component: membrane. The transcript is spliced from 4 exons. Bases 1 to 2580 code for a protein of 859 amino acids.
AUGGCGGGGCCGCGGGACCCCGCGGAGCGCUGCUCCUGCCGCAACACCGACUGCGUGGAGCGGCCGCUGCGCCGGCUCUUCGAAGGGCUGGCGAGCGGCGUGGCCGCCUGCCCCUGGCCCUUCGUGCUGGUGCCGCUGCUGCUGUCGGGCGGGCUGGGCGCCGGCUUCCUCUACCUGCCGCAGCGGGAGGCGAACGACAUCGAGGAGCAGUUCACGCCGACGUGGGGGCCCGCCAAGGCCGAGCGCGACUUCGUGCGGCGGCACUUCCCCCCCAACGACUCGGAGCGCUUCUCCGCGCAGCGGCUGCCCACCGAGGGCGCCUACGCCGCCCUCAUCGCCGCGGCGACGAACGGCAGCUCGGUCCUGGACCCGGCGGCGUGGGCGGACGUGCUGCGGCUCAACGCCACCGUGCACGACGCCGAGUACGAGCGGCUCUGCGCCCGCACCGCCGACGGCUGCGCCAGCCCCAACGCGCUGCUAUCGCGGCUGGGCGAUGCGGGACCGCCCGCCCCGGGGAGCCUCCGCUUCCCCGUCAACGGCGGCGACUUCCUGGGGACCGCGCUGGGCGGCGUGGAGACGGACGGCGGGCGGGUGCUCAGGGCGCGGGCCCUGAAGCUGGUGUAUUACCUGCGGGAGGACGGCCCCGAGGCGCAGGACAGCCGGCGGUGGCUGGAGAGCUUCCUGCGAGACAUCUCGUCCAAAGUGGCGGAUUUGCGCCUCGGCUCCAUUCAGGUGACUUACUUUACCUCGCUGUCCAGACAACAGGAGUUUGAGGGAAAUACCAGGAGUGUGGUCCCACUCUUCUCCAUAACAUAUUACCUGACAAUAACCUUUGCAGUCAUCUCUUGCCUAAGACUGAGCUGUAUAAGAAAUAAUACCUGGCUUGCAUGCUGUGGAGUGCUUUCUUCUGGCUUAGCUGUGUUAAGCAGCUUUGGAUUGAUGCUCUUCUGUGGAGUGCCAUUUGUGGUCACUGUAGCAAAUGCACCAUUCCUGAUUCUGGGGGUUGGCGUUGAUGACAUGUUCAUCAUGAUUGCUUCCUGGGAACAAAGUUUAAGGAAAAAAGAGAAAUCCAACGUUAAGUCUUUGCUGGCUGAGACUUAUGCAGAGGCAGCACUUUCUGUGACCAUCACCACUCUCACGGAUGUUUUGGCCUUCUUCAUUGGCACCUGGACUGCUUUUCCAUCCGUGAGGUCUUUUUGCCUCUAUACGGGCACAGCUUUUGUCUUCUGCUAUAUAUAUACCAUGACCUUCCUUGGGGCAGUUCUGGUAUUAAAUCACAAAAGGGAGCAAGGGAACCGACACUGGCUGACCUGCAUGCGUGUGGAUGUAGAUAAAGAUCAGGCUGAGAACUCCUGCUUGUACAAUGCUUGCUGUAUUGGCAGCUGUUCUCGGCAGCCAUCUCAGCCAGAAGGGGAGCAUCCAAUGACAGUAUUCUUUAAAAAGUAUUACGGCCCUUUUGUUACAAAUAAAUGGAUCAAGCUGCUCAUGGUGUUGCUGUACGGAGCAUAUUUGGGUGGCAGUGUUUAUGGGUGUACUCAGAUCAGGGAAGGCAUUGAUCUCCGAAAUCUGGCAAAUGAUGACUCCUACGUUAUCCCAUACUAUGAUGAUGAUGAGAAAUACUUCUCCACAUAUGGACCCAGGGUCAUGGUUGUCAUUACUGAGAGCGUAGAUUACUGGAAUGAGUCGGUGCGUCUUGACAUUGAGAGCUGUGCACAGAAUUUAGAGAACAUUUCCUAUGUAGAUAAGAACCUCUCAGAGUCAUGGCUGAGAGUGUACACAGAACUUGCCCCAAGGGCUUCAAUAAAUAUAAACAGUAAGACUGACUUCUUAAAUGGCUUAACUAUACUGUUCAGAAUUCUUCCCAGUUUUGAGUGGGACAUAAACAAGACUCAGGAUGAAAUAGAAGUUACACGUUUCUUCAUCCAGACAGUGAAUGUGACAUCAGCCGUGGAUGAGAAGAAUCUCCUCAAUCAGUUAAGAGAGGCAGCCAAGCAGUGCAGCAUUCCACUGCUGGUGUAUCACCCAGCCUUCAUCUACUACGACCAGUACCUGGUGAUAGUGCAGAACACUGUUCAGAACGUUCUCAUUGCUGCCGGGGCGAUGCUCGUUGUCUCCCUCCUGCUCAUUCCCAACCCCUUGUGCUGCUUGUGGGUGACUUUUGCCAUAGCCUCUGUUAUAGUUGGCGUUGCUGGUUUCAUGACGUUCUGGGACGUCAAUCUCGAUUCCAUAUCCAUGAUCAACCUGGUCAUUUGCAUUGGGUUUUCAGUAGAUUUUUCUGCUCAUAUUUCCUAUGCCUUUGUUACGAGUGGAGAGUCAUCAGCCAAUAAAAGGGCAAUUGAAGCUCUGUCCCUGCUAGGUUACCCAGUAGUACAAGGUGCAGUUUCUACAAUAUUAGGGGUUGUUGUCCUGGCUGCAGCAAACACCUACAUCUUUAGGACAUUCUUCAAGAUCAUGUUCCUUGUAAUUUUGUUUGGGGCUCUUCAUGGUCUUGUUUUUAUUCCAGCGUUUUUAACAUUUUUUGGAAACUUUGGCAGAUCACCCAAUGCCAAAUCUAAAAAACUUGAGCUUGAGAAAUUAUAAAGGUUGUUUGUGACUAAGUUUAAUGUGUUAUAAUUUAUAUUUAUUGUAUGUAGGUUCAAAUACAGUGACUGUCAGGGAAUAUAAGACAUGAAAGAUAAAAAAGACAAAAAAAAUUAAACACAACAGGGAAGCAAAGGCUUCAGAAUAGCCAGGCAAGUAAAAUAACAGAAGAAAUUAAAACUUUGAAAUUCCAUUUGCAAUUCUCUUUUUUGUGUCAACAUCUUAAUGUUGUUAAUUUUUUUUUUUUUUGUGUGUGUGUGUGUUUAAUGAAUGUAUUAAAAGAUUUAUAAACUCUGA